This is a messenger RNA of Nematostella vectensis (starlet sea anemone), 3555 nucleotides long. RefSeq lists its product as uncharacterized. Gene Ontology annotation, biological process: G protein-coupled receptor signaling pathway; cell surface receptor signaling pathway. Gene Ontology annotation, molecular function: G protein-coupled receptor activity. The record is from RefSeq and is a predicted model, not a curated record. The coding region runs from base 182 to 3523 and encodes 1113 amino acids. The transcript has a single exon. Gene Ontology annotation, cellular component: membrane. Lineage: Eukaryota; Metazoa; Cnidaria; Anthozoa; Actiniaria; Edwardsiidae.
UUAAAGCAGGUGGUAUUAUGUCAUGAUUAUUCUAAUGAUGUUAAACUUGACUAAUUGAGCAGUUUACAUCUGUCACUUUGGCAUAAAUACGUAAGAAGACAAACACGAACAAAUUAGUUUACUCCAAACCUAUCUCUUCUAGCUGUCGUUUGAAGAAUACCGCAAGAGCGCUCUCCAAAGCAUGAAAUACAAGGUAACAUUCCUCUUUUUUAUUUUCGGUUAUAUUUCUCUCGCCUGCUGUGAAAAAGAUCGCCAAUUUGGUGAUCUAAAUGAAAAUGGAGAGACGCGAGGAAUGGGAGUUAUGGAUACAUUGAGCCAGGCAACUGUCGAAAAACAAGCUCUUGUGCGGGAAAUUGUAGCGACAUCCCUUAGGGAAGAUUUACAAAUUCUUCUUGAUAACAAGAAAAACAGAAAGAAAGAGCGAAUUGAAAAUGUUAUUGAGUCAGUGACAAGUGAAAACAAUUACGACCUGAACAAGCUAUCCAAAGAUGUCAAAAAAGGCCAUUUGAGCGCUUUUCCAAGUUGCAACGAUGAGGUGUAUCCAUUUAAAGAGAGGAAAAUCAUAAAGGACCGGGUAAAACAUGAAAAAACCGAGCUUUCUGAGAAGGGUUCCGAGCAAGGCGUCGAUGUGUAUGAUGGCAGUUCAACAGCUAAGAGUUCUUCGAAAAUGCCACUUAAAAGAGAAGAAGACGCAGGCCAUAGCUUAUCCAUAAAAAGGCUAACUAAAGAGACUGAACCAACACCUGCAAUCAAGGACCAUGAAAGUCAAUUAGCGAAGACGGCGAAGAGAGCUAUUAAUCUGAAUAUCGGAACAAAUGAAAUAAUAACCCAGGCUCCAUCAAGCCCAAUUAAACCACAAAACUCAGAGAUUCGUGAAAAAAUAAUUUACAAGAUAAGUAAGACAAAUGUUGGAGAUGAUACAUUUAUUUUCGCUGCAGCUAAGACCUAUGAACCAGAACGACAAUUAGAGAGAUCUAACAAGAAUCAGAAUGAAGCAACUGGAGAAGCUACAUCUGCUUUUUCUAUUGGCAGUUUCAAGCCUGCUUAUAGAGUAAGAAGGGAUUUUGCAAUUCCUCCAUCGGUACCGUGCUCGAACGAGAAAUUGUCCUGCAAGAACCGAUGUCAAUUGGAGCGGAGCAAGGGACAAACUGACCAAGAGGUACGCUGCUUCUGCGAUCCGUACUGCAACAUUUAUGAAGACUGUUGUUUUGACUAUGCGUUCGAAUGCGUGGGAAACUCAACACUACCGACACAGGAAAACGAAGAGUGGAGUUGCUUGGAUGAACGGAAUGAGAACGGUGGGAUCUGGAUGAUAAAUUCAUGUCCACAAGGAUGGAAGGAUAGUGCUGUAAAUCAAAGCUGUGAGUUAGACUGGUUGGAAGAUCUUAACUACGACAACUAUAAGGACCGUCUUGCGGUCGCUUCCAGCGACGGGAGAACAUUCAGAAAUAGAUUUUGUGGGCUUUGUCAUGGUCUUCCAGUGGAAAAUUUGUCCUUUUAUGGACUCUUUUUCGUUUGCUCCCUCACGCCGCUAAAAGGAUCAACGCAAUCUGAGGCUUUACAGUUUCUCUUUGAAUAUUGCUCACAACCUUACCAAACACCCAAAGAAGGCAUGUACCGACGAUAUUGCAUUGAUAAGGUGCCAAAUUGUUACCAAGGCAACGCCCCUCAAAACAAUUCGUUGAGUGAAAAGUGUCAAUCUACAGUUCACGGUAUUGUAUUUGAGCAAACGCAAAAUAGGAUAAACUACAAGAAUAAAUAUUGUGCUUAUUGCAAUGGGGUUUUUAAUAUCGCGUGUGGGCCGGCCAAAGGGUUUUCUCGAGGAGUGGCUGGACAAGGAAAGUCGAUCUCUGUCCUGAUGGAUCUCGGCGGGGAAUCGAGUGGAUCGCGACAAGUGAAUGUCCAAUGCUCAGAGGGCUUAGUGUACGAUGUUUACUUAGAAACCUGCAGAUCGGGGUAUUCGCCGAGUAUUCUUAUGUCGACCGAGCGGAAAUUUAGAGUACGGUUGUGGCUAAAGUGCAGCAAGGCUAUUCCUUUUUCAGCCACAAAUGAAGAGUUUAUGUGGUCCAUAACAUCGAAAUACGGCCUUGAAAACACUACAGUAAAAAACGGAGAGUUUGUCAAGAAAUCAUUUGAGCCAUUUUAUACCGCCUCAUUCGAUCUUUCCAUAAGUUCAAGUAAUGAUAGCUCCGCCCUUCACGAGAUCCUUAAUUUCGAGAAGCCGUUUUCCCUGUUGAUCAACAAUGAAACCUUCAUAGUUUUAAAAGCCUCUAAAAGAACUAUGUCAUGCAAUGACCUCGAUGUUUUCUCGGGGAAGGAAUACACGUUUUUACCUUAUUCACACCAAGUAUUUAUUAAUAUCACCGAAGAAACACUCAAUGAAGGGGAAUACUUUGCAAACAUUUCAGCGGGAAUAGAUCAAACUGUUCUACUGUCUGGUCCAGUCCAAGUUUGCCGAUUUGUUAACUGCUCCAGCCCAAUGAUCGCUCUUCAGAAAGACGAGUAUGACUUACUGAAGAACCGGUCUGUGUUCCACAAGGCAUCUGGAACUAUGCAUAAGCGAAAGGAUUACUUAAACAUCAACAACACAGUCUUCAUUUGCACGAGUUUCAGCAGAGACUACAUUAGCCCCGUCCCUAACAAUGCUGAGAAAGUUCUUGUGAUAUUAACUUAUGUUGGGUUCUCCCUGUCUAUUUCUUUCCUUCUCGUAUUCCUGGUCACUUUCUCGAUUUUCCAGGAACUCAGGACACUUCCUGGAAUACACGUGAUGAAUCUCGCGACGUCGCUUUUGGCUGCUCAUAUGCUUUGGCUUGCUGGAUCUGGACAGACUGAGGAUCAUUCCGCCUGUCAGAUAAUUGCUAUUGCGCUGCAUUACUCCUUCCUUUCCUCGUUCACAUGGAUGUCAGUCAUAGCAUUCGACACUUGGCGGGCUUUCUCAAGCAAAACCCGACGACACAACAACGUUAUAAAUUGGAAGCGUGUUGGCCGCGUGAUAGCGCUUGGCUGGCUCCCUCCUCUCGGUUUCGUUAUUCUAUGCGUUGCUCUUGACCAAUCAGGAACCGUUACCAUUGACUAUGGCGGUGCCAAAGGCUGCUGGAUAAAUAAUAAAUGGUCAAACAUAUUCUUCUUUGCUGUCCCUGUUCUUGGUCUGCUGAUAUGGAAUAUCGUGUUUUUCGUCCUAACUGUUGUUGCAAUAAGAAAGGUGAUGAAGCAAUCGUCUAUGGCCCAAGACAAGGAGUCGUAUCGUAAUGACCUUGUUAUCUACGCUAAGAUAGCAUCUCUGAUGGGAUUCACGUGGUUGUUUGGGUUCUUGGCGCCAUUCACAACGUAUUUUCUCAUGUUCCCGUUUGUCAUCUGCAAUUCCCUUCAAGGGGUCUUCAUCGCAGUUGCUUUCCUUAUGAAUGGAAAGGUAAAGAAAUUGUACUGUAACCUAAUGAAGAAGAGUGAUAGUACUAACUCUUUAUCAAACUCGACGAAGCAUAGACGAUACAAUUCGAAUAGAUCAGAGGAGACCCAGAUUUAAGUUAAUAUAAAAAAAAGUAUCAAAAAAUAGUG